AAUCAACUGGCAUUCAAGUGUUGAACGUAAAAGUGUACACUGGCUGUUUCGAGAAAAAAAAAAAAAAAUAUAAUUAUUAUAUCAUAAUAAUAAAUUUAUUUUUUAAAUAUUUUUUAUUGUUUCAAGCUGUCGCGACUUAAAUUAUUUUUUAUCAAACGGAAAUGGCAUUGCUCCGGUUGAUGAAGCGCACAAAUAUUUUGCGACAGAGGAAAAAUUACGGUGACAAAAAAAAUUUAUCAAGCACAAACAAACUGUGUCAAUUAAAUCAAGUACUGCCACGUGAUAAUAAUGUGAGGAUAACAAGUGCACAAUUAGACGUAAAAGAUAGUGUACCGAGAGAUGCAAAGCGACCUACCGAUCCGCUAGAUUUGACUUUUAGCGACCCUGUUGCUGCGUUCAAGAGCAAAUCUAUGAAAGAGCUUAUUCGCGCUUACGUUUGUUUUCAAUUGUGCUCCUUUGAUUACGUCGUUGAAAAUAACGCCAAAAUAAUGAAAAUAGCCCAAAAUAUUCUCGGUGAAAAAAUCUUUACAUAUUUAAUGAAAUCAACAUUUUACGGGCAUUUUGUCGCUGGAGAAGACGAAAUCCACAUUCGUCCGACCCUGGACCGACUUCGUCAGUUUGGAGUUAAACCUCUUCUGGAUUAUUCCGUUGAGGAAGACCUCUCCAAAGAAGAAGCUGAGAGGCGAGAAGUAAAAGCCUCAAUUUCAGAAGCUGGAGACGAAAACAAAGAAGGAACAAUAAAAAAGUACCACUUGGAAAAAUCAUUUGCCGACCGUCGGUACAAAGUUUCGUCGGCAAGAACAUACUUUUACCUUAAUGAGGCUUCCUGCGAGCGAAACAUGGAUAUUUUUAUAAAAUGCGUCAAAGCAGUUUCCACGGCCUCUGUCGGUACCGGGAUGAUUGCAAUAAAAUUGACAGCGCUGGGGCGCCCUCAGCUUCUGCUACAAUUGUCAGAAGUGAUAAUGCGCGCGCGCCAGUACAUGUCUGAGGUAGUGGGGGGAGAGGGUGCCGUACUGGCUCACCACACUUCGCCAGAGGAGCUUAAAAAAAAGUUUGAGGACGCGCAUAUCACUGACGCUGCACCGGUAAAGAAAUUUCUCAAUGAACUCCAGUCGGAUAAUGAAGGGGUGAUUCAUCUUUUCCCCUGGAGCGGAAUUUUAAAUGAAAAUUAUGAAUUGAGUGAGACAUUCCAGGUACCGGAUAUAAAAACGGGGAGGAUGGUCAAGUUAAUGACCCAGCUGACGCGUAAGGAGGAGGAAAUGUUUAGGAAUAUGAUCAGGCGGUUAAACAAUAUUGCAACGAUUGCAGAUAAAUUGAAUGUCAGAAUAAUGAUCGACGCAGAGCAGACAUAUUUCCAACCAGCGAUUUCACGUCUUACUUUAGAGAUGAUGAGAAAGUACAAUACUCGGAGGCCUGUGGUAUUCAACACAUAUCAAACAUAUCUAAAAGACACCUGGAACGAAGUCAAGACUGACUUGGAGCAAGCAGAGCGGCAAAAGUUCUACUUUGGGGCGAAAAUCGUCCGAGGCGCUUACAUCGAGCAAGAGAGGGCGCGAGCUUUGGCUAUGGGGUACCCAGACCCGACGAAUCCGACCUAUCAGGCUACUACCGAGUCCUAUCAUCGUACUUUGAUGGAGUGUCUCAAGAAAAUGAAACAGUACAAGGAUCAAGGAAUCGAUCCCAAAAGGCUUGCUAUUAUGGUAGCUUCUCACAAUGAAGACACUGUUAGAUUUGCUAUAGAAAAGAUGAAGGAAAUUGGAAUUUCUCCAGAGGACAAAGUUAUAUGUUUUGGUCAAUUACUUGGAAUGUGUGAUUACGUCACAUUUCCUUUAGGACAAUCAGGAUACUCUGUAUAUAAAUACAUCCCUUACGGACCAGUAAAGGAAGUUCUUCCAUACUUGUCACGACGUGCCCACGAAAAUUGUGCAAUCCUCGUUAAAAUAAACAAAGAAAAAAAAUUGCUUAUGUCUGAAAUAUUACGGCGCUUGCGCAGUGGGCAGCUCUUUUACAAACCGGUCGGCCAUUACACUCCAGUAUAACACAAAAAUAUAACAAAUAUAAUAAAUAUUUAAUAAUAAAUAAAUUUAGUAAAAUUUUA
Messenger RNA from Cotesia glomerata, 2098 nucleotides. It is a transcript of the gene slgA, whose product is annotated as proline dehydrogenase 1, mitochondrial. Gene Ontology annotation, cellular component: mitochondrion. The transcript has 11 exons. Gene Ontology annotation, molecular function: FAD binding; proline dehydrogenase activity. The coding region runs from base 162 to 2039 and encodes 625 amino acids. The record is from RefSeq and is a predicted model, not a curated record. NCBI's taxonomy places the organism in Eukaryota, Metazoa, Arthropoda, Insecta, Hymenoptera, Braconidae.